CCUCUCCUGGGCCCUGCUCCCUGCCCUCCUGGGCAGCCAGGGCAGCAAGGACGGCACCAAGGGAGCUGCCCCAUGGACAGGGGCCCACAGAGACAGCACCGAGCCUCGCAGGAGCUGCUGGCUGCAAAGAAGACCCACACCUCACAAAUUGAAGUCAUUCCUUGCAAAAUCUGUGGGGACAAGUCAUCUGGGAUCCACUACGGGGUUAUCACCUGUGAGGGGUGCAAGGGUUUCUUCCGCCGGAGCCAGCAGUGCCAUGUGGUCUACUCCUGCACCCGCCAGCAGAACUGCCCCAUCGACCGCACCAGCCGAAACCGAUGCCAGCACUGUCGCCUGCAGAAAUGCCUGGCACUGGGCAUGUCCCGAGAUGCUGUCAAGUUCGGCCGCAUGUCCAAGAAGCAGAGGGACAGCCUGCACGCCGAGGUGCAGAAACAGCUUCAGCGGCAGCAACAGCAGCAGCGGGGACAGGUGGCCAAGACCCCACCAGCGGGGGGCCAGGGGGCCGACCCCCUCGCCUGUCAUAUAGGGCUCCCUGAUGGGCAGCUGCCCCUGGGCUCCUCACCUGACCUGCCUGAGGCCGCGGCCUGCCCCCCUGGCCUCCUGAGAGCCCCGGGCUCCGGGUCUUCCUACCCCAGCAGCUUGGCCAAGGCCGGGCCUGACGGGGCCUCAUACCACCUGGAAUACAGUCCUGAGCGGGGCAAGGCUGAGGCUGGCAAGGGCUUCUACAGCACAGGCAGCCAGCUGAGCCCUGACAGAUGUGGACUUCGUUUUGAGGAUGCUGGGCAUCCUGGGCUUGAGGAACCUGGACGGGGCCUGGACAGCUACUGCAGCCUCAGUUUCCACAGCGCCCCAGAGGGGCCUUAUGCCUCCCUGACAGAGACUGAACACCUGGUGCAGAACGUUUGUAAGUCCUACCGAGAGACAUGUCAGCUGCGGCUAGAGGACCUGCUACGGCAGCGCCCUAACAUCUUCUCCCGGGAGGAGGUGGCCGGCUACCAGACGAAGUCCAUGUGGGAGAUGUGGGAACGCUGUGCCCACCGCCUCACCGAGGCCAUUCAGUACGUGGUGGAGUUCGCUAAGAGGCUCUCGGGCUUUAUGGAGCUCUGCCAGAAUGACCAGAUUGUGCUUCUCAAAGCAGGAGCAAUGGAAGUGGUGCUGGUCAGGAUGUGCCGGGCCUACAACGCUGACAACCACACGGUCUUUUUCGAAGGCAAAUACGGUGGCAUGGAGCUGUUCCGAGCCUUGGGCUGCAGUGAGCUUAUCAGCUCCAUCUUCGACUUCUCCCGCUCCCUGAGCUCCUUGCGCUUUUCUGAGGACGAGAUCGCUCUCUACACAGCACUAGUGCUCAUCAAUGCCAACCGGCCAGGGCUCCAAGAGAAAAGGAAAGUAGAGCAGCUGCAGCACAACCUGGAGCUGGCUUUUCAUCACCAUCUCUGCAAGACUCACCGCCAAGGCAUUCUGGCUAAGCUGCCACCCAAGGGGAAACUUCGGAGCCUGUGUAGCCAGCAUGUGGAAAAGCUGCAGACCUUCCAGCAUCUCCACCCCAUUGUGGUCCAAGCUGCUUUUCCUCCACUCUACAAGGAACUCUUCAGCACUGAAAUUGAGUCACCUGAAGGCCUGUCUGAGUGACCUGGAGGAGGGACUCCUUUCCCUUCCCUACAGCCUACUGGCCUUCCUCCCCGGAUCUCAUCCCACCUUCACAUAUUUCUUACCUGUGCCCCCGGAGGGUGGUCCCUGCCUGUUCUU
Molecule: messenger RNA, 1746 nt
Organism: Lontra canadensis (Northern American river otter)
Lineage: Eukaryota; Metazoa; Chordata; Mammalia; Carnivora; Mustelidae
Gene: RORC
Product: RAR related orphan receptor C
Exons: 11
Coding region: 73-1629 (518 amino acids)
Biological process (GO): regulation of transcription by RNA polymerase II
Cellular component (GO): nucleus
Molecular function (GO): nuclear receptor activity; zinc ion binding; RNA polymerase II cis-regulatory region sequence-specific DNA binding
Source: RefSeq, a predicted model, not a curated record